AUUUCCUGAAAGCCAGUGUGAAGUAUGCUUGAUGAAAUCAGAAGAGGGAGUCGGUGACUCUGAAGCAUCAUGUUUGCUGCUUCUUCUCCAGGAACCCUUGCCAAAUCAAACCUGCAGAAAUCCUAAAGAAUUUUACAGUGGAGGAGGUCUAAGCUAGCUGUAGAGUGAUAAGUGACAGCACAGGACAAGGCUAGAUCCAUUAGCAGACUAUCCCGAAGAUGGUCAGACCACUGGGAAAUCCAUAAAAGGGGGAAAUCCACAAUGAGAAAGAAUGAGUGUCCAAUCUUACUCAGCCUGGCAUCGCAUCUGAAUCAUUCUUAGCAAAUUCUUCUGAUGUAAAGGAAGCUGUACUUCUGAGCAGUGAAGAUACAUCUAGAAAAAUGUUUGGACCCCUACUAGUUGUACUACUUCAGAUCCAGCUUCAGUUGGUAUCAGCUUUAUUCACAGUGGAAGUUCUUCAGCCGCGUUAUUCUGCAGAGCAUGGGGAUGCUGUGACAAUGGGCUGCCGCUUUCCAGUCCAUGACCCAUUCAGUCUGACCAAUUUAAGUGUCUUGUGGCAAAGAAAACCCUCCCGGGGAAAUGAAGUAAAAGAAGUUUACAAGCUCAGUAAGGGUCAAGAAGACCUCAGGCAGCAACACACAGACUAUCAAGGGAGAGCCACCGUUGUGCGAAAUGAAUUAAAAAUGGGACUUUCCAUGCUAUGUAUCAACAAUGUAAAGAUUGCAGAUGCAGGAAUAUAUGUUUGCCUUGUUCAUUAUGAAGCAGCCGACCUGAAGUACAUUUAUUUGGAUGUUAAAGCACCAUACAAGAAAAUACAUUUCCAGAAGAGAAAAGAAAAAGCAGAGCUGAAUUUGACUUGUCAGUCACAAGGAUAUCCUCUUGCUGAGGUUUCUUGGCAAAAUGAGGAGAGUACUAAUCUCAGCGGGUUAGCCUUCACUACGCAUCAAAUGACAGAGGAUGGACUUUUCAACAUAACUAGUACCCUGAGAGUCAAACCAGGGAAUCAUGGAAACUAUAGCUGUACAUUCUGGAAUAGGGAACUAAAUGAAAACACAUCUGCACAUGGUGCAGUAUUAUCGCUCGAUUUUGCAGAUAAAUCAACUAUGGAAAAAAAAACCUUGAUUGUUUUGCUACCAAUUUGUCUGCUAGUAGUAUUGGUUCUGACAACAUUCAUCUUCACAAAGUUGAGGAAAAAACAAUUCACAAAUUGGUACACCCAAAAAGGUGAAAGAAGAAGAAGAAACCAGUUAUCAAGGAAGGAAGAUUUGGAUCUUCAGUCCAAGAAUUUAAAUGCAGCAACUAUUCCAGUCUGAAGAAAUGAGCAAAGGCAACAAACAUUCCACCUUCCCUGUCUGCACUUUUCCCUUGUUCCACUCUUUUAAAAGCCAUAUGAGGAAGUCAUUUCACUUUACUGCUGCGUGCUUUUUUUCUUGUAUUUCAGCACUGAGUUUUCCAGCCCAUUGAAAAUGUGUCACCGCUCAGCAGUUUUAAGGCACUUCAUGUAUUCCACGAAAGCUUUUUGAGGUUUUUCAGUUCUAAGGAAUUUCUAGGCACUUCAUGAAAUUUAACCAUUAAACAUCUGUUAUAAUAGCUGAGCUGGUAUUUUUGCCAAUGUCAUUCGUACACGGAACUGGUUCUGUCAGUAAGCAGCUACUUUGGUCAACUGUUAACUGAAGUUAAAUUAUGUAUCUAUUAAUUCUAUGGUAGGAUGGCCACAUUUACGAGUACCAAAGCAGGACAUUCCCAUUAAUAACCUUAGUGAUGAGAUUCAUGUGACCUUAGGCAAGUCACUGCUUCUUUCCAUUUCUGCGUUGUGUGAAUAGUAAUCCUGCCCUACCAAAGACUGUUCUUGAAAGGAAUAUGGAAGUUGGGGGAGAACUGUGAACACUAGAAAUAGGAUUAUGGAAUACUUGUUUUGCAUACGGAACUCAUGUCUAAACCUGAAAUUAUUUAUGUUUCAUAUACCUCUCAUAUACAUAGCUUAAAGGUCACCUGUGUAAUGUGAUAUACAUAGUAUUGUUAAUAAUUUUGUGUGCAAAAUGUUUUAAACCAAAAUAAAAUGUCUCGCUUUCUC
This is a messenger RNA of Anolis sagrei ordinatus, 2074 nucleotides long. It is a transcript of the gene CD274, whose product is annotated as CD274 molecule. Gene Ontology annotation, cellular component: external side of plasma membrane. NCBI's taxonomy places the organism in Eukaryota, Metazoa, Chordata, Lepidosauria, Squamata, Anolidae. The record is from RefSeq and is a predicted model, not a curated record. Gene Ontology annotation, biological process: positive regulation of T cell proliferation; T cell costimulation; immune response.